UCCUAAAAACAAGUUCAAAACCAAAAAAAAUGUCGAAAAAUAAAAUAUUUUUGUUAAUUUUCACCUCUUUUGUCCUCAAAGUCUCGUCAGAAUGCAAUAUUUGUGGCUCCAUAUCGCAAGCGGCGUGCAUCAGUGAAGAUCAAUACUUCCCCUGCAUCAAUAACAUCCCGAAUUUCAGUCAAAUUCUUCGUUGUCCGGCGGGAAGUGUUUGUUCCAACGUCGCGGGCGUUUGCGAUUCGAAUCUUUUAACUCCCGCAUGUCCUCUGUGCGGGGUUUGUAAUGCGCCCGGAGGUUAUGCGUGUCUAAGUCAAACAACGUAUUCGCCUUGUUCAGCGGGAACGAGCAUAAAUUGGCCAAUUUCGUGUCCGGAAGGAACGAUUUGCUAUCCAACGGGGUCAAAUACGAGCCCUUGUACGACAAUGACGUGGCAACAAACACAGAGAUGCCCAACUGGAAGUCCUCCGGUUAUUACGACGUCGACAACAGCAACGACAAGUAUGACGACACAGGCUCCGAUUCAAAGUCCGCAUUGGUUUUGUCGGUAUAAUAAUCCGGGGUAUUAUGCGAACAAGAAUGAUGUCAGUUGUAGAACUUACAUUUACUGCUUUUGGUACUUUGGCAUGACGGGUCAACUCAUGGGUUGCGGAGGAAAUCGAAUUUUUAAUCCAUCAACACGAACUUGCGUUAUGCCAGGAACAAAUGGAUUCGUCUGUCCUGUCAUUUAAAUUCGUAAUUCAUCGAUGUAAUGCCAAAAAAUCAUCCAAAUCAACAAAAAAUUCAAUUAAUCGAUCGAAGAAGAACGAGAGAAUUGCGUGCGACAUGCAACAUUGCAAAUAAAAAAAGUUAUUUUUGUUUAAAUUA
Messenger RNA from Culicoides brevitarsis, 861 nucleotides. RefSeq lists its product as uncharacterized. The record is from RefSeq and is a predicted model, not a curated record. Gene Ontology annotation, molecular function: chitin binding. NCBI's taxonomy places the organism in Eukaryota, Metazoa, Arthropoda, Insecta, Diptera, Ceratopogonidae. The transcript has 2 exons. Gene Ontology annotation, cellular component: extracellular region. Bases 30 to 725 code for a protein of 231 amino acids.